This is a messenger RNA of Syngnathoides biaculeatus (alligator pipefish), 1065 nucleotides long. RefSeq names its product rhodopsin. Gene Ontology annotation, biological process: G protein-coupled receptor signaling pathway; visual perception; phototransduction. The coding region runs from base 1 to 1065 and encodes 354 amino acids. Gene Ontology annotation, cellular component: membrane; photoreceptor outer segment. The transcript has a single exon. Gene Ontology annotation, molecular function: G protein-coupled receptor activity. The record is from RefSeq and is a predicted model, not a curated record. Lineage: Eukaryota; Metazoa; Chordata; Actinopteri; Syngnathiformes; Syngnathidae.
AUGAACGGCACAGAGGGACCUUAUUUUUAUAUUCCUAUGGUUAACACCACCGGUGUUGUCCGGAGUCCUUAUGAAUACCCUCAGUACUACCUUGUCAACCCAGCAGCCUACGCCGCUCUGGGGGCCUACAUGUUCUUCCUCAUCCUGCUUGGCUUCCCCAUCAACUUCCUCACUCUCUACGUCACCAUCGAACACAAGAAGCUGCGGACCCCUCUAAACUACAUCCUGCUGAACCUGGCGGUGGCUAACCUCUUCAUGGUGUUCGGAGGAUUCACCACAACCAUGUACACCUCCAUGCACGGCUACUUUGUGCUCGGGCGUCUGGGCUGCAAUCUGGAAGGAUUCUUUGCUACCCUCGGUGGUGAAAUCGCGCUCUGGUCCCUGGUGGUCCUGGCGAUAGAGAGGUGGGUGGUGGUCUGCAAGCCCAUCAGCAACUUCCGUUUCGGAGAGAACCACGCAAUCAUGGGUUUGGCCUUCACCUGGAUAAUGGCCGCUGCUUGCGCUGUGCCUCCCCUUGUCGGCUGGUCCCGUUACAUCCCCGAGGGCAUGCAGUGCUCGUGCGGAGUCGACUACUACACUCGAGCUGAGGGUUUCAACAACGAGUCCUUUGUGGUCUACAUGUUCGUCUGCCACUUUCUCGCUCCGCUGACCAUCGUGUUCUUCUGCUACGGCCGUCUGCUUUGCGCUGUCAAGGAGGCCGCCGCCGCUCAGCAGGAGUCCGAGACCACCCAGAGGGCUGAGAGGGAAGUCACCCGCAUGGUUGUGCUCAUGGUCAUCGCUUUCCUGGUGUGUUGGUUGCCCUAUGCCGGCGUAGCCUGGUGGAUCUUCACUCACCAGGGUGCCGAGUUUGGACCAGUCUUCAUGACCAUCCCGGCUUUCUUCGCCAAGAGCUCCUCCAUCUACAACCCGAUGAUCUACAUCUGCAUGAACAAGCAGUUUCGCCACUGCAUGAUCACCACCCUGUGCUGCGGGAAGAAUCCCUUCGAAGAAGAGGAGGGCGCUUCCACCACGGCCUCCAAAACCGAGGCCUCCUCAGUUUCCUCCAGCUCCGUCUCCCCUGCGUAA